Penicillium soppii is the source of this 360-nucleotide messenger RNA. Its product is annotated as SNAP receptor SNC2. Gene Ontology annotation, biological process: vesicle-mediated transport; vesicle fusion. Lineage: Eukaryota; Fungi; Ascomycota; Eurotiomycetes; Eurotiales; Aspergillaceae. Gene Ontology annotation, molecular function: SNAP receptor activity; syntaxin binding. The transcript has 3 exons. Gene Ontology annotation, cellular component: SNARE complex; plasma membrane. The record is from RefSeq and is a predicted model, not a curated record. The coding region runs from base 1 to 360 and encodes 119 amino acids.
AUGGCUCAGAAUGAACAACCAUACGAUCCCUAUAUCCCUUCCGGCUCGGCUGGAGCCCAGGCUAGCAAUGGACAGAAUGGCAGCCGGCGGACCGCCGAAUUGCAAGAACAAAUCGACAACACGGUUGGUGUGAUGCGCGAAAACAUCAACAAGGUCUCGCAGCGUGGUGAGAACUUGGAUGCUCUCCAGGACAAGACCGACAACCUCGCCGUCUCGGCCCAGGGUUUCCGCCGGGGCGCCAAUCGCGUGCGCAAAGAUAUGUGGUGGAAGGACAUGAAGAUGCGCGUGUGCCUGGUUAUUUGCGUCAUCGUCCUCCUGAUUGUCAUUAUUGUGCCGUCUGUGUGGGCUUCCAAGCACUAA